Molecule: messenger RNA, 2505 nt
Organism: Nematostella vectensis (starlet sea anemone)
Lineage: Eukaryota; Metazoa; Cnidaria; Anthozoa; Actiniaria; Edwardsiidae
Product: ESF1 homolog
Exons: 17
Coding region: 165-2453 (762 amino acids)
Biological process (GO): rRNA processing
Cellular component (GO): nucleus
Molecular function (GO): RNA binding
Source: RefSeq, a predicted model, not a curated record
UUACAAAACACAAAACAUGGCGGCAUGUAAUCGCACGUGAAACAUGGUAGUCUCAUGCUUUCUAGCGACUUUUCGCCGUUUAUUGGAUUUAUGAUUGUAUAUCAAGAGUCUUGAAGUUUCUCGCCGUCAUCGAUUGCUUACUUUAGGUUAAAUAUAUUUCUAAAAUGUCUGAGAACAGAUUUUCCCGUGUUUCUAGGGAUCCUCGAUUCAAGAAAAUCCCUCGGAAACAACGAAAAGUAAAAAUUGACUCGAGAUUCGAACGCAUGUUCACAGAUAAAAGUUUCACAACGAAAUACUUUGUUGACAAGCGAGGUGCUGUUGUUGGGAAAACAUCUAAAGAAGAUCUUCAUCAGUUCUAUGAUUUAUCUGAUGAUGACCAAGAAGGAAGAAUAUCAGAUGGGUCAGAGGAGGGGGAUAACAACAAGUCCAGGUCACAAAAAACUCUAAAAGAAAAGAAGGCUGUUAAGGAGAAAAAGAGAAAGAAUGUGGAGCACAUUCAAACACAAGACAAUGACACACAGCAUCAAGACUUUAAUGAUAAAAAUACCAAAAAAAGAACACAGAAAAGUAAUAAUGGUGCUCAAUUGAAGAGAAAAAAGAAGGAAAAUAAGUCAUCAACACCAAAAGAUAUUGACAGUGAUGACAAUCAGAGUGAGAAUGAUGAUGGCAAUAAAGAUCAUGUUGAAAGUGAUGCAAGCUGUGACAAUAAAGAACCAGACUUUGCAAGAGGAGAAGGAAUGUUCGAGACAUCAUCAUCGGAAGAUGAUAAUGAUUAUGAUGAAUCACAUGGGGAGCUAACUUUGAAUAGAGAGGAUGAAGAUGACACAGAUGAAGAGAGUAUCUUCAAUGCCAAACAGGAUGAGCAAGAGCAUGACUGGGGAGAGCUGGAUAAGGGAGCCAAACUGAGAAGUGAUGCAACAAGAAGACUAGCAGUUUGCAGCCUUGACUGGGACAGACUUGCUGCUCAAGAUUUAUUUGUGUUGUUUAGCUCGGUUGGUGCCAAGGGAAUAAUAAAAUCAGUCAAGAUUUUCCCCUCUGAGUUUGGUUUGGAGCGUAUGAAAGCUGAAGAGGCCCUUGGUCCCACAGAGCUUUGUGCUUCAAAUCAGGCCAAAGAGGAUCAAGAAGACGUGAGCAAUCAAGAGGGAUCUGAGUUCUCUAGGGAGAAACUCAGGCAGUAUCAGCUAAACAAACUUAAGUACUACUACGCUGUUGUAGAGUGUGACUCAGCAGAGACUGCUAACUUUAUAUAUGAAGAGUGUGAUGGUGUGGAAUUUGAAAUGACUGGGAAUCUGCUUGAUCUACGAUUUAUCCCUGAUGACAUGGAGUUUGAACAUGAGCCAACUUCUUCAGCUACAGAAAUGCCAGACCUGAAUACGUAUAAACCACCAGAAUUUGAGACAACAGCUUUACACCAAUCUAAUGUAAAACUAACAUGGGAUGAAACAGAUGCAAAUCGUUUGAAAACAACCAUGAAAAAAUUCAGCAAGGGUGACAUCGAGGCCAUGGAUUUCAAGGCUUACCUUGCUUCCUCCUCAGAUGAUGAGGAAGCAGCAAGUGAUGCAGGAUCUGAGGAUGAAGAAGCAAAUAUAACAAAGUACAAGCAACUUGUGCAGGACCUUGACAGUAAAGAUGCUGAUGAUGGCAUUGAUGAGGAAAUGGAAAUCACUUGGGAACCUGGUCUAAAGGAGUCAGCAGAGGAACUUGUGACAAGGAAGCUGGCCGAAAAGAAGAAGAAGAAGCUAACGCCAUGGGAGGCGUACCUUAACAAAAAGAAGGAGAAGAAGAAAGAAAGGAAAAAGCAGAAAAACAAAACUGAGCACAAUGAUGAAGGCGAGGCUGAUGAUGACAUUCCUGAGGAUGUUGACAUGUCGGAUCCGUUCUUCAGCCAGGACUUUGGGCCAGAGUUUCCCUCUGGUGAGAAGGAUAGUCAACAGAAUGGCAAAACAGCCAAGAAAAAAAGAACCAAAACUAGUGGGCCAGAGACAGGGCAGGACAAGAAAAAUAAGGACGAGCUUGAGCUACUGCUCAUGGAGGAAGGUGAUGAUCGCCAACACUUCAGCCUGAAGAGCAUCAUGAACAAGGAAAAGCAGAGCAAGAAGAAGAAGCGUCGGGCGCGCGGGAAGACGGAUGAUGCUGAUGACAAAGACACGUUUAAGGUGGAUGUGGAGGACCCUCGCUUUGCAGCACUGUACAGCUCACAUCACUACGCGAUUGAUCCGUCCGACCAACAAUUCAAGAAAACCAGGGCAGUAGAAGCGAUUCUCCAAGAGAGACACCGACGUAGAGACCGUGGGCCAUCAACAGAAAAUCGAAAGCAGCCAAAAAAUGAUAAAGAAACGACUAGGAGAGCUGAUGUGAUGCCUCCCCAAGACCCGAGUUUGUCUCUUCUUGUCAAGUCGGUCAAGUUAAAAACGGAGGAGUUUCAGCAUCGAAAAAAGAAGAAAAUAUUAUGAUGAUGUUUGAUAUGUAGCUAGAAUAAGUUCAUAAAAAAACAAGAAACUAAAA